ACUCGAGCUCUCUUCUGGGUUGUGUUAAGGGUGCGGCUGCAGCUUCCCGUCCUUACUAAUAAUAUCUGGCAGUUAUUAUUUGUCAGUUUUGUAAGGGGGAGAGGUCUCUGGGUUGAUGUUUGCUGGCGAUGGGUUGCUGUGGAGGUGAAGAGGCCUUCAUUUAUAUCGCACAUUUCACAACCUCAAGACAUUCCAAAGCACGUUUUGGCCCUUGAAGGACUUUGAAGCAGAGUUACUCUUAUAGGAAAAAAACAUACGUUGUGCAAUUUUCAGGACAUCUCAAGGAGGGCUCCGCUAGACAAUGGAAGCCACUCGAGCAACGCAGCUGCACAGAUGUCCUGUGGUUGCUGAUACUUAUUUUGUUCUGCAUUGGCAUGGCUGUCAUUUGUGGCUUUGCAAUAGCUUCUGGAGCAGCACAGAGGCUGGUAUAUGGCUAUGAUAGCUAUGGAAACAUCUGCGGUCAAAAGAACACCAAAGUAGGUGGAAAGGAACAGAGUGGCCUUGAUCACACGAACAAUAAGUAUGUCUUUUUCUUGGACCCCUGUAACUUGGACACUGUCACUUUCAAAAUCAAAUCCAAGGCACUGUGUGUGGCUAAAUGCCCAGAAACGGCCCUGAACACACUCAAGGAGCUUCAGAAUUUUGCCUUCAACGAUGGAUCUAAAUUGUGCGAUUAUAAGCUCAAGCCAGAAGAUUAUACAUCACGCAGUGUGGGUUUGUGUCCAAAACUUCCUGUUAAACCAAGUAAACCUAUACCAUUCUUCCAUCGUUGUGUCCCAGAUGGAAUUGGCUGCUUUGUCAACUUUAUUAAGGCCCUGACCACCUUCGUCAGUGACAAUAGUGUCUUGCAGAGAGUGAUUACUGGAGUAAUGACCAGCAAAGAAAUUAUAGUGGGACUUUGCUUUUUAUCUCUAGUUUUGUCGAUGUUGUUAAUGGUUGUAAUCAGAUACAUCUCCCGAGUGCUUGUUUGGAUCCUUGCAAUUCUCACCAUCCUUGGUUCAAUUGGUGGUACAGCUGUCCUUUGGUGGCUAUACGCUGAUGGAAAGAAAUCAGCCGCUGAUGGAAAGAAAUCAGCCAAAGAGAAGUUAAUUGAAGACCCGGAAAUUGCAGAAGAUAAUGUUAAGGCUCUUUUGGUGUAUGCCAUUGUUGCAACAGUAGUCACGGUAAUUUUACUGUUACUGAUGCUAAUAAUGAGGAAGCGAGUGGCUCUUACGAUAGCCUUAUUCCACGUGGCAGGGAAAGUGUUUGUUCACAUUCCACUCCUAGUCUUUCAACCCCUCUGGACAUUUGUGGCCUUGGUGUUAUUUUGGACCUAUUGGGUUGCAGUCCUACUUUUAUUGGGCACAGCAGGAUAUCCUGAAAAAACAACUGACGACAACAUUGAAUUUAGAAUGUCUGGCCCAUUACAGUAUACAUGGAUUUAUCAUCUAGUUGGCCUCAUCUGGAUCAGUGAAUUCAUAUUGGCCUGUCAGCAGAUGACUGUGGCUGGAGCUGUCGUAACCUACUAUUUUACACGGGACAAGAAUAAGUUGCCAACAACUCCAAUUCUUUCUUCCAUAUGUCGACUGAUUAAAUACCAUCUAGGAACAGUGGCCAAAGGCUCCUUCAUCAUCACCUUAGUAAAGAUCCCACGACUGAUCCUCAUGUAUAUUCACAAUCAACUCAAAGGCAAGGAAAAUGCUGUUGCAAAAUGCAUGCUAAAAGCUUGCAUGUGCUGCCUCUGGUGUUUAGAAAAGUGCCUGCUCUACCUAAAUAGGAAUGCAUAUGUAGCGACAGCCAUAAACAGCACUAGCUUCUGCACGUCCGCCAGGGAUGCCAUGCUGAUCCUGAUAGAGAAUGCUUUGAAUGUGGCUGCUAUAAACACAGUCGGUGAUUUUGUGCUGUUUCUAGGAAAGGUGCUCAUUGUGUUAAUCACGGGUAUAAUUGGGAUUGUACUACUCAACCACCAGCGAGAUUACACUGUGUGGGUCUUACCGCUUAUUAUUGUUUGCCUGUUUGCCUUCUUUGUGUCACACUGCUUCUUGUCCACAUACGAGAUGGUGGUAGAUGUUCUUUUCCUCUGCUUUGCUGUUGACACCAAAAACAAUGAUGGGUCUCCUGGACAUGAAUAUUACAUGGAUAAAAGUUUAAUGGAAUUCAUGGACAACAGCAGGAAAGCAAUGCGAUCAGCCAGUGGUCGUGAAGCAGAGCUGAAAUCAAUGGCCCCUAGACCUGAAAGCGCUUGAUUACAGCAAAUCUCUGGAACACAGCAGGCACUACAACACGGACAGGGCUUUAUAAACUGUUGUAUUUUUGUGUGAAUCCCAAAUAGCCUGUAACGGAAAAGGGAGUACAAUGGAUCAAAAUGUGCUUUUUUUUAAAAAAAAAAGAUGAAAACUUGAUUGUAAGAUUUUUUAAAAAAUUUCUAACCAGAAUAUUGCCAACUUGCGAAAAUAUGAAACCUGGUGAAAGCAAAAACGCUUUGGUUUCAGUUGCCUAGACUAAAAAUCAUUUAACACACUGUCCUCUACUAUCCAACCUCUGUAUGGGUGAAUCUUUUCUAACACUAUAGAUACUAUAUUAUGCUUUGUAGGUAAUGCUUAUAUUCUUUGUAUGCGGUGCCUGCAGAAUAUUUUGUACAGUGGCAACACUUCAAUACUGAUUAUUAUGAAUGGUAUAAUAUUAUAAAUAAUCUCUCUUGAGGCUGUGCAGCUUAGCCCUGUCCUGUUGCUAGAUUCAUAAUGGAAUUGCCAUACUAAAAACUCAGGAUGAAAAUGUUACCUAUUUAGUAAUUUGUCUCAUCAGUUGAACCAACAACUGUAGGAUCCUUCUAAAGUGGGACAGGCGACCAGAUGCAAGAUGCGUGUCAAAAUGGAACGCGGGUAAACUUAGCUUACAUGGGAUGAAAGGUGGUGGUUCAUUUUCCAAAUGUGCAACAUAAAAAGCAUCUUACGGCCCCCUGACCAGGGCUCGUCCAAUGUCUAGCUGAACCAUAUAGACCACUAGCAGACGCGUUAUCUGGCCUUAGCUAAGUUAGCCGGCCAGAGCCAAGAUGGGGCACCACGUUUUCCCAUGUUGCCUCUGGAUUGGAGGGAGAAGGGGAAGUUGCCCAGCAUUCUAACCCCUGGUUACUAUCAAGCGGCCCCUGCUGGAUGUGUGUAUAUAUAUAUAUAUAUGGAUGUUGGCUGAGCCCAAGGUUGGGCAUGAUGCUUCUAGCCACCAUACAGCCUGCGGAUUCUCAGAUUACUGUUGAAUAAUACCUUUUUUAGGUGGGUGAAGUGCAGGGGGUUGUGUAGCCCUAUAGCUGGGGAAUACUGGGGAAGGAGAAAAUUAAAUAACACAAAUGAGGUUUUUGAAGAUAUAUGGUCUAGGUCAAGUUCUGUUGGAGGAGUCCCUUUUUUGUCAUUUUGAAGUAGAUUAUUCACGUUCAGUGCAACUGAAGGCAGGGGCGUCUCGGGGUAUUGGGUUUGGUGCAACCUGGUUGGAUAUGUUAUGUGGGGCUGUGGCCAUGUUCACUUAAGCGUUGAAAGUUACUGCAAAGGGAUACUGAGCCAGCCAACAAGUAAUUGUUAUUGGCAUUAGAUGCCAUUUAUUUUUUUUGCAUCAUGUGAAGUGUUUUGCUAUUUUAUGUACUCUUUAAUAAGUUAUCUAAAAUGAAGCAGAAAAAAAGAAAAUCCUGCAGUAAAACAUUCCUAAGACUUUGAUAAACUACCAUCACUAAGUUCAAUUGUGCAGGGCUUUUAGCUCUUGAGUUUUUCUUGUAUUGCCCAGCGUUGACUUUCUCCGAGUUUAUGAAGAAGGCUCGUGUGAUUGUUAGUGGAGAUUUUCAGAAAUUCCAAAUGAUCACUGCUGGAAUCUGGACCAUUAGUUUGGGCAGACUUGAGCCUCCAUCACAGUGCUUUGAGUCUCUAGAAUAUAAUUGGCAGGAGGCAGAUGCCUCUGAAUGCUUUCUUGGUGACUCUGUUAUUGUGUUCUACGAGGCUUCCACUGACUGUGGGUAAUGGGAAAUUCCAUUGGACCCUAUGAGUCUUUAGCCUUUCUGUUCUCUAUGUUGGUUUUAUUUCUACCUACGGAUAACUGUUGAUCCAAUCCUCCUCAGUUUCUUUCUCCGCCUUGCUCUGCAGAGAGUCAGUAGUUACUUCUGCCAGUGCUUUGCCAGUUUCGCUUAAGAAGCAACAUAGAGCUGUUAUGUGGUGAGCCUCAUACUAUGGUUGAAUCAUGAGCUUAGCGAAUUUAAGGGCGUAAUAGUUGGCUUUGCUAAUUCCUAGUAAUUUUAGUUAAUGUUUCAAAUCUGCAAUUCGGCUCUUGGUAAACAUAAUCAAAGAGAAUGUAAACUAUAAUGGCCCAUAUACAAAGAUGGGCAUUAGAAAACCAAUAAUUAUUACUUCCAAAUGUACUAAGGCUGCAAAAAUGCCUUGGUUAGUUGCAGUGAAUUUGCAGUAACAGUUGUGAUGCUACUUUCCAUUCUCCAUUACAUUGCUGAAUAUUGGUGCCACUGUGUGGUAGGAAACCAGUGAUAGUUGAAAUCCUUCUGAAGUGAAAUCUAAAAGGUUGAGACAAGUAUGUAAAUUUAAACUAUAUGUUAGCGAAAUCAGCUGUGUGUAGUCUAUUCCUGGAUAGUGUUCCUAAGAUGAAAUCAGAAUUAUAUUACUUUUAGGAUUUAAAAAAGCUACACGAUUGUUUUUAAGGGACUCAAAUUGACUUGCAUUAUAAUUGGAAGCUAC
Carcharodon carcharias (great white shark) is the source of this 4703-nucleotide messenger RNA. RefSeq names its product choline transporter-like protein 1. Gene Ontology annotation, biological process: transmembrane transport. Lineage: Eukaryota; Metazoa; Chordata; Chondrichthyes; Lamniformes; Lamnidae. The transcript has 17 exons. Gene Ontology annotation, cellular component: membrane. Gene Ontology annotation, molecular function: transmembrane transporter activity. Bases 375 to 2225 code for a protein of 616 amino acids. The record is from RefSeq and is a predicted model, not a curated record.